GCCUAUAAUUCCUUAAUUUUCAAGAAGUAAAAGGCUGACUAUAUACAAUUUGUAGCAGUAGAAUCGGUUCAAGUCCAAGAAUGAGGAUAAUCAACUGGUGUUCGAAGAACUUCCGUUACUACGUUGUUUUCUCGAAGGAAGCAUUGUUUAUACUUGGCCUCAUAUUUGUCCACAGUUUCGUAGAGAACGCGCUGGUAAAUAUAUUGAUCACUUAUCUCCCAGGUGUAUGGGGCUUAUCAAAAUCGGCUCAAGCUGUCAAUUUACAGGAAGGAACCUCAGCACGGAUGCCUAUCUGGGCCGCUUCAAAAUGGUGGUUUACUCCACCAUAUCUUACAUCAUUGGAUUGGUGCUGUUCUGGAAUGCAGCCUGGCAUAGAAAAAUAGAUGUUCGAACUUUUUACAUAGGACUCGUGCUAAUAACUCUGGCAAAAGCAGCAAAAGAGGUAUCCUUGAACGGGUUUCUUGAUGAUCAAUUCAUGGCGAAGGAUAUCACAACCACAGAAGAGGAUGAAGAACGACAACAUAGCCGUAGCAAUGUCUGGUGGCGCUCUGCAUCCAUCUUGGGUGCUAUUGCAGCUAUUUCUGUCCCGAGUUCAUUGAAGCUGCUUUCUAUGAUCUCAGCAAUUGCAAUGAUGGUUGCAUACUUGUGGUUCUGGUUAGGUGCAAAAUUUUACGAAUGCAAUCGACCAACAGGCAGCGCCAUCUCUGAUGUUCUAUUUGUUAUCAAAACAGCAGUACUAAGAAGAAAUCUUCUCUAUGCAACUACUCCAGAGCAGCUCUUCCAAAAUUAUAAAGGUGUUACGCAUAUUGAGCCUCGCAUUUCAUGGUUGAGGUGGUUAGACAAAGCUCCCAUUGUGAUUGAAGAAGAAAAUAGGGCAAACAAGAAUUGCACAGUUGCACAAGUGAAGGAAGUGAAAUUUUUAUUAGCGAUGGUUCCUAUGUGGACAACUUUCCUUACAUACAGUCUGGUUGAUGCGACAGGGAGCACCUUUUUUCUCGAACAAGCUAGCAACAUAAAUGAAAAUUUUCCUUUUACUGUUUUCAAUAUAUUAGUAGUAGUCACAAGCUUUGCAAUUGAACAUCUAUGUGACUUCCUAUUUCGAAAGAUUGGUAAUGAAAUGAAUAGACAACUCUUAAGGCAGGGGAGAAUCGGUUUUGGAAUGGCAUUUUCUGUCAUUUGUUGCAUAUUUUCUUGGAAAAAUGCAGUUCACUGGCUGUAUUUGGUCAAGACAUAUGAUAUGCCAAGUUCAUACACGAAUAUUUUUAGCCUGACUCCACAAUUUAUCUUCUUGGGAAUUAUGAAAGGACUUUCAGAAAGUGGGCUUCGAAGUUUCUUUUGUUCCCAGGUUUCUGAAUCUCUAAAGAACUACGGACCACCGUUUGGAGAAUGUGUGAUAGGCAUCGGAAAGUUUCUGAGUAUACUUUGUAUCCUCAUUUUCAGUAGCUGGUUUGGGGAAGAUAUAGAUUCAAGUCGUUUGGACAAAUAUUAUGCGAUGCUGACACUUCUAAGUUUUGUUAACUUACUAAUAUACUGGUUGGUUGCGUACUGGUAUGGAGAUGAUCAAUUUUCACCUGAAGUAGAUUGUGAACUACUCAUAGAAGGUGCACAAGACAGAAUUGUGCCUUUGGUAUUGCGGUCCUUCUCUGAUCAGACGUCCAAUAAUCUUCAAUAUAUUAGUGUUUCAACAAGGAGAGCACUAUCCUUAUCUGAUAAGACACCCAAUAACCCUCUAUAUUUCAGUGUUUUCAGAAGGAGAACGCGGUCCUUCCCUGGUCCUGCUUGCCCUAUAACUCCAAACAAGCUGGAUGAUGCACAAGAGCAGGAAAAUGAACAACUACUCGAUUUAAAAAUAUCUGAUUGUGAACAUCGUGAUGUUUUGUAAAAUUGGUCAAUGUUAAAUUGAUCAUGGAAAGGUAUCAGAAUGGCUGCAAGACUCGAUCCCCUUACAUACCUUCUGUUAUUCCCCAAAGGAUCCUUCCUAUUAUGCUUACUAAUUGUGAUUUCUAUUUCUCUCCAUUUGUAUUGCUUUGUUUUUCUUUCUGAUAUAGACAUGUCUUUGAUUAUAAAUAUAUUUAAUGUACAAAAAAUAAUAUUUUUCUGA
This is a messenger RNA of Olea europaea var. sylvestris, 2101 nucleotides long. RefSeq names its product protein NRT1/ PTR FAMILY 5.7-like. The record is from RefSeq and is a predicted model, not a curated record. The transcript is spliced from 4 exons. Gene Ontology annotation, biological process: transmembrane transport. Lineage: Eukaryota; Viridiplantae; Streptophyta; Magnoliopsida; Lamiales; Oleaceae. Gene Ontology annotation, cellular component: membrane. Bases 227 to 1882 code for a protein of 551 amino acids. Gene Ontology annotation, molecular function: transmembrane transporter activity.